Messenger RNA from Periophthalmus magnuspinnatus, 3683 nucleotides. RefSeq names its product ddb1 and cul4 associated factor 6 (gene dcaf6). The coding region runs from base 357 to 3224 and encodes 955 amino acids. Lineage: Eukaryota; Metazoa; Chordata; Actinopteri; Gobiiformes; Gobiidae. The transcript has 21 exons. The record is from RefSeq and is a predicted model, not a curated record. Gene Ontology annotation, biological process: positive regulation of transcription by RNA polymerase II. Gene Ontology annotation, cellular component: Cul4-RING E3 ubiquitin ligase complex; cytoplasm. Gene Ontology annotation, molecular function: protein binding.
GGCCAACCCAAAACACGGACAUUAUCGCGUUGUGUGAAUGGUUCUGUGCUCACAGCUGACCGCUGUUUGCAGAAAUGCACUAGGCCAGACGCUAGCAGGACAGUGCAGUCCAGGCGAUAGAGGUCCAGAGAGAAAGCUACUGUCAGCGUGGAGUCAAGAGGACACAGCCUGGAACAACUGUGUUUAUUUCUACAGUGCAAGAAAUGUCAGCGUCACGCCUCGCUGCUCCGUGUUAGCUUUUUUGGACUAAAUACCAAUGGCAAAAUCCAAACGAGAGUAAAUAACAGACGACAUCUCCAGAAAAGGGUUAGCUUAGUUUCAAUGUUAUUGUCAACUAAAAUCCCCCUUCGGCUACAAUGUCCUGUUCAGGAAACCUGGUUUGGGACGUUAAUAAACGUGUAAUUGGAUACAACGAGCCUUACACCAUCAGGACCAACUAUUUAGGUAGGAGAGAGUUUGUCCAGAGGCUUAAACUUGAAUCAACCCUCAAUGUCCAUGAUGGCUGUGUCAAUACUAUCUCAUGGAAUGAUACAGGAGAGUACCUGCUGUCAGGAUCUGAUGACACCUUUUUGGUUAUUUCAAAUCCAUAUAAUAAAAAAGUUAAGAAGUCUAUACGUUCAGGUCAUCGAGCAAACAUCUUCAGUGCUAAAUUCAUGCCCCACACAAAUGAUCAGGAGAUCGUGUCGUGCUCUGGAGAUGGCAUCAUCUACUACACCCAUACAGAGAAGAGCCCUGAACUCAACCGGCAGUGCCAGUUCACCUGUCACUAUGGAACUGCCUAUGAGAUUAUGACAGUACCAAAUGACCCCUACACUUUUUUGUCAUGUGGAGAAGAUGGCACAGUGCGGUGGUUUGAUCUUCGCACAAAAACAAGCUGCACUAAAGAAGACUGUAAAGAUGACAUUCUGAUAAACUGUCGGAGGGCUGCCACUUCCAUCUCCAUCUCCCCCCUGAUGCCCUUCUAUCUGGCUGUGGGCUGUUCUGACAGCUCAGUGCGCAUUUAUGACAGGCGCAUGCUGGGAACCAGGGCGACAGGAAACUACAUGGGGCGUGUAAAUACAGGCAUGUGUGUGCGGUUUGUUCCUGCUCACCUGUCCAACAAGUCGUGCAGAGUCACCUCACUGUGCUACAGUGAAGAUGGUCAGGAGGUGCUGGUCAGCUACUCCUCGGACUACAUCUAUCUGUUUGACCCCAAAGAUGACCAGGCACGAGAGCUCAAAGGCCCUUCAGAGGAGAGGAGGGAGGAGUUGAGGCAGCCCCCAGUCAAGCGGCUGCGUCUAAGAGGAGACUGGUCUGAUACUGGGCCACGCGCUCGCCCUGAGAGUGAGAGGGAGCGAGAUGGGGAGCAGAGUCCAAAUGUGUCGCUAAUGCAGAGGAUGUCUGACAUGUUAUCCAGAUGGUUUGAAGAGGCAAGUGAGGCACAAAGCAGCAGAGGAGCCCGGCCUCAGGCUCGGCCCAGAGGAACAGCUAUCCGUCCAGAAGGUCCCUCGAGUGCACCUGGUGCUGCGUCAGGGUCCGAUAUAGGUGCAGGUGCAGCGGCUGCAGACACAGAGUCUUCAGAGGUCUCCUCUGCUCCUGCCACUGAAGCACUCCACACAUCUUCAUCUUCCUCCUCAGCAUCUUCAUCCACGGUCACAGCCCCUCCCCCAUCCACCUCCACGUCCUCGCCUACAUCUUCCCCCGACUCCCCUGAGCAGAGGAGUCAGGACACCGCCGGGACCCCCACUCCGACCGCCACACCCACCUCUGAACCAGCUCUCUCAGCCUCUUUGUCAGAGUACGGCCCACAUCGGCUGCCCAUAAGUUUAGUGUGUAGGCGUUUGCAGAGGCUGCUCCGGCUGGCCGACCCUCCGGGCAUGAGCCAUCGAGCGGCUGCUGCUGCUGCCGCCGCCGCCGCCGCCUCCUCCUCCUCCUCUUCUUCUUCUUCUGCUCCCUCUGCUGCCUCUGAGAGACAGGCUCAAAGAACUACAGCAGCCCAAAGGCCCCCUAGUGCAGAUUCUCCCUCGUCUGUGGUAAACAAACAGCUUGGAUCCAUGACUCUAGAUGAACAGCAGGGAGCAGCCGAACCUCCAGCAUCUACCCCUGAUGAGCCCACACCUGUGCCCAGCAGCAGUGGUCCUGGGCGGAGUGUGGGGGCAGAGCCUGUCCUCAGCCUCCACUACAGCUCUGAGGGAACUACCACCAGCACUAUUAAGCUGGACUUCACAGAUGAGUGGAGCAGUAGUACAUCAAGUUCAAUGGGUAGUGGAGCUCCAAAACCUCCUGAGUCUGCAGCUGUGACCCGAGAAAAAGAGAGCUCUGUUUCAAAACCAAAGCCCUCUGAUUCAGGUGAGCAAAGUGGUUCCACGUCUGGCACAGAUCCUUCAGGCACCACUCCCCCCAGCACUUCAGCUCAGGGCCCAUCGGAGGGCUCCUCUGAGGGGGGCAUCUCUUCAGCCCAGGAGAGUCAGCCUGAGGGAGUGGUGGAGGACACAUCAGGGGGCUGCAGAAGAGCUGAACCCGCCACGGAGGGGGAGGGGCAGGAGGCGGGACAGAGCCAGAGCCAACCUACUCGCCCCAACCAGGACUCUGACGACAGUGAUGAUGACCCUAUCCUCAUACCCUCUGUGAGGUUCAGAGGACAGGGACAAAGAUUUAAUUCCAGAGGAUCUGCUGUAGGAGAUAGAAUGAUCAGGCGCUCUGCAGCCGCUCGCAUCCAAGAGCUGUUUCGCCGCAGGAAAGAGCGGCGGGAGAUGGAGGAGAGCGAGACGCAGAACAUCAGAAGGCCUUCCGUCAAAAUGGUGUACAAGGGCCAUCGCAACUCCAGGACUAUGAUAAAAGAAGCUUGUUUCUGGGGAAACAACUUUGUGAUGAGCGGUUCUGACUGCGGACACAUCUUUAUCUGGGACAGGCACACGGCAGAGCACCUCAUGCUGCUGGAGGCUGACAACCAUGUGGUCAACUGCCUACAGCCACAUCCCUAUGAUCCCAUACUGGCUUCUUCAGGGAUUGACUAUGAUAUCAAAAUUUGGUCACCUCUGGAGGAGUCUCCAAAUUUCAACAGGGUUCUUGCAGAUGAGGUAAUCACUCGAAAUGAACUGAUGCUGGAGGAAACGAGAAACACAAUCACAGUCCCUGCUUCUUUCAUGCUCCGAAUGCUGGCCUCCCUCAAUCAUAUCAGAUCAGAUCGACUUGAGGGCGACCGCUCCGAAGGUUCAGGACAAGAAAAUGAGGACGAGCAGUAGCCUGAAUUUUGAGUUUGAAUUUUUGUUGUUGUAUAGCACUUGAAAAACCCAGGAUUUGUUAAGUUUAGUGUAGAUUACCUCCUUUUGAAAAGCAGUGUAAUUUCUAGCCUCCUUUUUUAAAACGUAUUUCUUACCAAGUGUCUGUAUACGUUUGUGUGAAUGCAGUAGCGGGAUGGUGGUAUGUUAUACUGGUUGAGAGUACAAUGGCUAUGUCUGAUGUGCAAUAUUGUUUUGUUUGGAGAAGGUGAGCGUUGAACAGUGUUAUUGUGUGAAGUUCUGAGCACAAAACUAAAGGUGUUGUGUGCUGCUCCAGGAGUAACGCAUGUAACGGAGUUUACAUAAACUAUAAAUGGAGAAUGCUUUAAUUUCUUUAAGAAAAAAAUAUAAUGGCUCUCCAAAGGGUAAUGUCAAUAAUACUUUUACAUGGUUUGAAAAAAAUAAAGUCAAAUGCACUAAAAC